AUGACUGAUCACACACAGCCGCUCCCGUCGCUCACAAAGGCCCUUGCCGCCAUGAGGCCAAAUCUGGUAACGCACAAGAAUCACCAGCUGGAUCGAACUGAACUGCAACGCCGCACCAACAAUGCGGAGGAGGAUGCGCAGACGACUCGAGAGUCGCUCGUGCACGAGCGCAGCCACGACAAAGCACACACAGGCGACAUCUCUCUCUCUUCAUUCUCUUCCGCAGAAGCAGCCGCAGGCCCCACCUGCCUCGUCUCCUUCACAGGCUUUCGCGAUGAGGAUGUGUGGGGAGGGAACGACGCUGAGGAUAACGAUGCCGGUCACGAUCCCCUGGCACACGCUGCAGGUGGUGAUGCGGCGCCGUACGCGAACGCGCUCUCCGUGUGCCACAAGAUGGCCUCCGCACUGCCAAGGGUGCGGGUGGAAUCGAAGCUGACGAGCUCGACAAACGUCUUGGUGGCACGGCGCGGGUUCACAAAGAAACGGCUGCUCGCCGCUCGUCAAGGGAUACCAGUGGUACUGCCGAAGUGGGUGGUGAUGGGCUGCCCAGCGCUACCCACCGGCAAUGGCAUCACCACCACCACCGCGACAGCCUCGGCCUCUUCCUAUGACCUGUAUGCCGUGCCGUGGCUGCAUGGGUACGUCUUUUCCACCACCGGACUGUCGACAUCGGAGAAGGCGGCGAUAGACAGCGUGUGCGCCGCGCACGGGGCGGUCGUUGAGGCCUCUCUCACGUACAAGUGUGAUGUGCUGCUUGCUAGUGCGGAGUGUGUGCGGGCACUGCAUCAAGUUCUCCAUGCUGACGGAGCUGGCGAUGCGGCAAAAAGAAGCCGUAACCAACAGCUACAUCAUCCAGAGGUCCAGCGCACUGACGCGGGGCUGAAGGAGUGCUCGGGGACAGAGAUGCUGACACUUGGCAAAGGCGGUAGCGUGCCCCACGCAGCGUGGCUCACCGACAAGGUGCGCUUUGCGCUUGAGCUCGACAUCCCGGUCGUGGACUACGUCAAGCUGUUCGCAAUGCUGCGUCUCAACCGUCUGCCGCCUCCGACGUGGACACCCGGCCCAGCAGUACUGCUGCCCAAGUCAAGCUGGAAGACGCGCGGGCCAUGCGACGACGACAUGGAGAACAAGAACCGGUACGCCGACGCGCUCAACGGAAGCGACUUUGACGAAAUUGUUCAUGUGUGUCGAGUGGGCGCCCCGGCUGGGGGGAGCGCUGAGUGGGCGCGCAUCCUCUCCGUCAUCACCAAUGCGGGUGGAUCGUCGACAGCGGGCCGCGGUCCCCAGCGCGACGAAGGCGCGGCAGAUCAGGGCCCGGAGAACAUGAGGCUCUCAGCCCCACUCAACGGCAUUGCCCUUAGGGAGGGCUCUAUGCAGUCCUCCUCCUCAUCCUUCACUGACUCGGCCUCGACAGUGUCCGACCCGGAUUUGUGGGAGAGUUUACUGAGCCGCGCGCUGGUGCCGUCCUUCGACGAACGGCCAAUUCGAGGUGUGGAGACGUACCCAGAGGUUAGCGGCAUGCCUGACCCCACCGACGCUGCUGACCACCUCACUGGUACCACCCACGCGACUACUACCGCAUCACCGUCUUCACAAGCCGCCUGGGACAAGCCAGCAGUGAGCACAGCAGAUGUGGAAGACUUUGCUAACGCAAGGACGGAGGAACCGUCGACACUGCACGUUGCCCUCCCUGACUACUACAGCGCAGCCACCGGGCCUGAGCUUGCUCCAUAUUCCUCGUCCCAGUGGGGCUAUGCACGCCAAGAGGCGCUGACGACGACGGAGGACCCUAGCUGGGGCACCACUACUGUUGACCCGUCACCUCGGUUGACGACAAAUGCUCUCCUUCACCGUGAAGCCGCGCCACCACGCCAGUUAAGACACACCAGUGAGCCGCUGGCAUGCGCGCAGCCCGACGGAGCGGAGUCAGUGGCGCUUAGACAACGCACUGCUGCGUACUACGAGAUGCGCCGCAGCUCAGACCGUUUGCCAGCGCAGCUGCCGGCACGCGACGCGGUGGCAAUCUCGCGAGAAGCGGCACCGCUGCACGCUCCCGCGGGGAGUCCUGGGUAUUCAUUGGUAGCGUUGUCGCAGACAACUAUGGUUGGAGGAGCCCCGCUCGCCGCCACGCAGGUGUUGGUGGAGUCCUGCGUGUCGGCGGGCGAACUGGAGCUGGCAUCCAUGCAGCGGGUUGACGCGCACCAAACAAGCGCUUUCCGUGCUACUGCAGCACGCCAAGCUUUGCCGCUGUUCGCCAUGCAUCCGCCGUACCUCACAAUAUGCGUGCUUGGGUGCACCGAAUUGGAGCUACGCAAGACAGCACGAUGGUCUGAGCAGUGCCGGCUGCUGCGCUCUCCAGUGCCAACAUCCACCACAGAUAUUGUUCUUCUAGGAAGUCGCAUACUCACCAAGAAGCGGUACACGAUGAGCUACGCCGCGGACUCAGUCAACGACGAGAGCAGCGCCAAGGGAGGAGAGAAGCAGCGGCAGCAGCGACCCACACGCCACCGCAACCCGUUGUCAGCUCGGAGCGGCGGCAAAAAUUGGCACCGUCGGGAUCACGCUGGAGGUGGUGUGACGGUGGCUAUACGAUACUGGGAGAUGGACGCCGCGGUGGCGCGGACGCUGGCAGACGUCUGCGGUGUUCCCCUAAGCCGCAUGGCACCGCUCAAGUGGCUGGAGGACGCAGCGUCAGAGGCCAAAAAGGCCUGCGAAAAGGCAAUGCUCGCGGAGGAAUCAGUAGCGGCGCAGCGAAGCGCCUCACAUGCACUGGCUGUUGACAGCGACGAAAGUUGCACCGACACGUGUUGGAUGACAGCCACCACACCACCAGACAAACUCGUCGGCCUGCUAGAGGAGCACCUCGCUGCCGCGGCAGCGGCUGCAGCAGAGAGUGAGGAGCGUGUAGCACUGCAUCAGCGGCAGCUGUUUCACCCCCUUCCGCCUUUAUCGCCAGAGCAACUACCAGACAUGGCAGACCCCAAGUACUUCAUACGCGUGCGGCAGGCGGCUGCGACCUUGUGGGCAAGCAACGCGGCCCCCCUAGUCGCACAGAGGUCCCAUAAUAUCUCGGCUGGAGCUUCGUUGGCUGGGCUUGAGGUGGAAAAGCAAGCAAAGCGUAGCGAGAGGCACCACCAUGCGCAACAAGUCGCGGGAGACUCUGCAACGCAGCCGGCAUCGGACAGCGCCACAUUACUCACCAGAAACGAGAAGAGCGCCGCAGACCGCGCACCUGUCGAGGGUGACGACUCGCUGACGGCGGCAGCGUCUCGCUCUGUGGAUUUAGUGCCUGCAAUAUCAAUGUCUACUGUUCAGCUGGGUGUGCGCAAGGCGACUAGCCUCAGCACGGAGGAUGAGCAGCAUUCGUACGAGGCAGCGUUGGCGACAGCAGAGCGUCGCUUCAAUCAGCUUGUGGCUCUUUUCCGUGUGUCGGGCGACGAUGGCAACAUCGCACGAGUGAAUGUCGGCGCUGCCGAAGAUGACCGCCAAGGUCACUCCAAGGCGCUCGAGGCGUGUCAUUUCUGCUGCGUGGAAGGCGAGUACGCGCGCGUGGACUGGGCUGUGGUGCGUGGUCUCAUCCGCUACGGCGGCGGCCGAGUCGAGAAGCGAGCAGCAGACGACUGGCAAACACUCUUGCAGCAGCAGCAGCAGCAACCUCGAGUAACCGCAACGGCUACAAACUCUGACGUGCAGCAGGAUCAGCAAGACCAGCACUUUACGCGUGCGCUACGCUGGAGUGUCGAGUACACGAAGCUCCGACAAAAGCUGCUUCGUGUAAUGCGAGACGUCGAGCUCUCACACGACGUCAGCGACCAGACUCGUGCAGGUAUACUCCCUGGAUGCGCCAGUGCUAAACGGGAGAACGCGGCAGAGGUAGCCCGUCUCACGGCAAAGUUGCAGCGAGUGUCGCUCCUAUGUCAGCAGGCGCCGGUGCUGUGUCUGUGUCCACACAGCUUUCAGCGACCUGCUGCAGACGAGAGGGACAUGGCUGCCACUGCUGAUGCAACAGUCCGGCACAUGAAGGGCCUGCCAGGCCGCGCAGCAGUGGGGCCAGCGUCACCCUAUAAGCGCCUUCACGCCCUUCACCGCCUCCCCGCCGUGACGAUGGACUACGUGCUUGCAUGCGUUGCCGUCGGCUACUGCCUCAGUCCGCACAGCUGUUUCCUAUUCGACGUGUCUAUCCCCAGCGCGCCGGACAUGCGUCUCUUCCAGCGACAGCACCAGCGGCAAGGAGGUGGUGGCGCACCGUCGCAGAAGGCCUCGGCACGGCACACGGGGAGUAAACUAAGCCUUGGCCUCAUAGGAAGCAACACACCGGAAGGCAGCAACGACGAAGCAGGGAAACGGUUGCAGCCUGGUGCCGUAAGCGCUGGAAACGGUUGUAUUGGUCGAGGUAAGGCACCCCUGCACAGGCCCGCGCUUUCAAGCUGGGUGCUGGAGCGCCGCUACACCAAGACUGACUCGGUGGGUGUGUGCAUAUCGUUCCUAUGGAGGCUUCCUACCCCACCGGCUUCAGAAAGCGAGCGGUGCUGGUCGCGCGUUGACAUGGCGUCUCCACCAGCGAAGAGUGCCGCUGUCGUGCCUUGUCUCACACCAGACGCAUCGCUCGUGCCGCUGCUCCGAGUACUGCUCCUGGGACUUCGCAACGCAGCAGAGGCCUUGGGUGGCCAUGUCGUCGACACCUUUUCACCGUCGGCAGUCACACACGUCGUGACGGUGGACAUCGGAGGCAUCCUCUCUGGCACCCUCCGCGACGCGUUCACAAGUGACGUGGUGGAGAAGACCGGCGCCGUGACCGGUAGCGGUGGCGGCGACAGGCCGUUUCCAUAUUGGCCGGUGGACAGCGUUGAGAGCAUUGCGCGCUACGCCGCACGCGACGAGGUUUCGUUGGUCGGCCUCGAGUGGAUGGCAGCAUGCGUAGAGUGGGGCGUAUUCGUGGAUGAGGCUGCGUACGCGCCACCACCUGAUCUGCUCGCGCUUGUGCAGGCAGAGAAGCAGAAAGCUUUACUUGCCUCCGCCCAGGCCGCUCGCACCAAGCAGCACCGACGAGCGGCGCAGGUGCAGAAGUGGCAGCCGCCACGGCAAUCACUGAACCACUGUCACCUUACCCAGCAUCAGGCCCAUGUAGCCGCGCCACCUCCUGCUGAUCCAGCGCUGCCCGGAGCUUUGGUGCCACCGGCAGCUCGCCCUGUCUCGCACCUCGAGUGGCACCGGAAGCGGACGGGCACCCCACCACGUGGUGGGUCGGACACGGCGGCGCCACACACACCGCCGCCUCCUCGACUGGUGGACUACGACUCACCACCCAACAGAGACGAUGAAGAAAAGGAAGAGCACGACGAGUGCUGCACGCCGGUUAUACGGGGCAUUCUCGCUGCGUCGACAACGUGGUGCGACAGCAACGCAGGACUCUGCACGCCUCCCGUAAGAGAAGCACCGCUGCCAGAUAACGUCGCGCGCCGCUGUCAACAGUCUCCGCCGUUACAGCCUCUCUCCUCACCUGUGCCGCCUCCGCCUCCUCGUCCGCAGACCCUGCCUGACCCCGAUUCGAGCUCGCAAUGCAUGAAUUUCCGUGCUCGCAGCGCCGGCACUCCAUCCAUCGGCGACCAUGCCCACCACUACCAGCAUCGCCGUCGCUCCUCACCCUCUGCUUCGCAGCAGAACACCCGCUCGCUGCUCGAGGAGAAGGAAGCGGAAGCUUACGUGGAACACCUUGGCAGCCUCUUCAACUUCUUUUCGCCAGGAUCCACGCCGCUGCCAUCGUCAGCGCGCCGCUGCGGCGAGCGCUCGACCGCCAGGUACGCUGAUGCCGACGCCAGCACCCCGCGGCGGCUGCGCAGCCCAUUCCUGCCGCAUACUCUUUCGCAGUCGCACUCACCAAAUGUCACCUCUUCCCCACGCGCACCGCACUCGCGCUGCGAGCUCAUGCAUGAACGCAGGAUCCCCCGAACCUCAUCUUCGUUGCAGCACACGCAGGCACUCACACCGUCCAAGACGGGCGCAGCGCUGCAGAUGACAGGAGCGGAGAAAACGAGCUCCGCAGUAGGCCUCAGCAAUGCGCUCUCAACGCCACGGCGUCGUACACUGCGUGGCGCUGCUGCUGUCUGCAUCUCAUCAGCAACCAGGAAGUCAACUCUUUCAAGCCCUGACCGACAGCAUCGUCGCACAGAGAAUUUCGCCGUCGCCGUGAGUAGCUCUGUGACGAACUUGCAGGUGUGGACGGCAGUGGCAGGAGUUGGUGAUGCCCCCUGUGAUGUGGAAUCCGAUGCGCCGGAUGCAAACGCGCCGCCUCCGCAGCCGCUUGUCUUACCAAGCUUGCUAGGCGGAAGCACCGAGUUGAGUCGUGACGGCACCGUCGAUGCGAAGCCUGUUGGCGCCAGCAGCACAGCUAGCAUCUGUGAGGAGGUCGAUACCAAGCAGCGACAGCGGCAGGACGGUGGCUGCACAGAGAGCAUGUGGGUUUCCCAAACACCGGAUGCGCUUACCCCCGAAGGGAAGAAGCAGAGGUCGAAUGGAGCGGCGACUGGGACAGCACCGCAACACCGAGCCCAUAAGCGUGGCCGGGUAACUGGAGGUCAGCGAGAUGGCAGCCGCGCGUCUGCGUCUGUCUCGUGGAUGCACGAUGCUUCUCUUGAGUCGCCACAGCAGAAGCCGCAGGAUACCGCGGUGGUGGAGUGUGUGGACGUAGAGCCCAUGAGCGGCGAGGUGCUGGUGGACGCCACCUUUAUCGCCGCAACACCCGAGGCAUACGGAGCGACUCCUGCGGCAACGUCAGAGGCCUCCGUUGGUGAACGCCAUUGUAAGGCCGCAGCCACCCUCGUUCUAGCCGGCGACCGCGAAGAGGUGGAGCAUGAAGACGAAACUAAAGGCGUGCCUCCUGGACCAGACGUGGUUGACGCUGCCCACAAUCCGCUCAUUCUCAGGCCACCCUCGACAACAGCGACGGCAUCACCGUUGGCGCAGAAGGCGGUGCGGCCUCGUCUCGCGUCAUGUAGUGCGCCACGGCCCCCCUCUCCGUCUCCGUAUUCGCCGCCGCCGCCGCCAAGAAGGAUGGCGAUGGAUGGGGAUGGAGGUGCGAGCAUCGUCGCGAACGCGGCCGAGGAGGAGCAUCAGUGCGGGACGCCAUGUGCCUACACCGACAGCAACGCGCCAGCGCUUUCUUCGUGGACCCGACACAGACCACUGAGCAUUUCAAGUCGUCCCUCGCGCUCACCUCCGCUGGUAUCAUCACCGUUGCACAUGGAGCCGACUGCCCUCGUCACCAGCACUGCCGUCGCUGUUCUUCCUCGCACGACGGUAGCGACAUCGUGCAGAUGGGACUGCCUGCGUAUCUACGCAUUGCAUGACUUGCCACUCCGAACAGCGCGUGUGCGCCGAUGCGAAGAGGCUCUGGAAGCCUUUAUGCGUCACUGCGGCGGGGUGAUGCCGAGAUCGUACAUUGACAUCGGGCUGCGCACGGCAGAGCCACCCGUGAAAGACAGCGACCAGUGCGGCGGCGUUGGUGUCGGCUCUGACUCCACUCGACCCUCCCCGACCUCGCAGCCUACACCGCCUCUUUUCUUUGUCUCUCGCUGUGAAGACGCCGAUGUGCUGGUGACACACCAAGUCAAUCUCCGCGAAAGUGUCCUUGUAGGGGUGGCGGCGGGGUGCUGGGUGGUGCGGCCGGGGUUCCUGGAGUGUGUGGUCGCUGUCCUCGACGGUGCCUGCUGGAGCGGCAACCGUAGCACCGCCAACUCAAUGCGGGGUCAACGGCACCUCACUCACCCAUCGGCUGCGGCGGCGGCGUCUGUAUUCUGCGCGUUGCGCCUGCGGGAGGCCUUGCCCACGUACGAGUGGACUGCGGAAGCGCUGCCGCGGGUACCGGCGUUGGGGUGCCCGCCGGAAAGCAAUAGCGUGACCCCGAUGCAGCGGGCUUUGGCGCAGCAGUGCCGUCGGCAGCGCGAGAGGCGGGAACGGGCAGCAGGUGCUGAUGUUGUGAAUGGUGAUGCAGGACAGACUUCCACCGCUAGCCGACCAAGUGAGCGCAUCUUCGAAGGCAACAGCUUUGUUCUGUGUUGUUCUUUUUCGGCGAAUGCGGUCCCAGCGGGUGGAACGGGUGCGGAGAGGUGCCGCACAUCAUCGCGGGUGCGUGCCAUCGAGCGCGUCUUGGAGACCGGCGGUGGACGCCUCUGCUGCAGUGUGCAGGUUGGCUGGGCACCAGCAGAGAUCGGGGCGAAGACGGAUGAAAUCACGGGAGCUGUCGCCACAGCCACACACGCUCCACCCAUAGUGCAACCCCCACUGCAGUGCUGUGUAUGGGCACCAUCACCGCCCAAACAGGGGAAUCGGCGACUCCAACGCGACUUCGCCCAUACUUCUUCACCGCAGGUGAUGGACGCAGCGCUCUACCAUGACCUUCUGUGGCUCAUCUGCAACCAGGUACGCCAGAUGCCCUCUGAAACGCUGUUUGUGUUGCUGGAUGAAAGUCUCCUUGGCUCUAAUACAGACGACGCUCAGGGCGGUACCGUGGUGUGUGUGUCACCCGCGCCACGUACGACUGUCGCCGGCGCAACUGCUGCUGCUGCACGCCUCAAUGGCAAAGAUGCGGGCAACGAAGACCUGUUGACCACGCCACCCCUCUCCGAGCACCAUCGUGCUUCGAAGAAGCGGCGCACAGAGAACGUGGAGGCGCACAAUAGCCCACAGCCAACCACAGCAUCGGUGCCGGAGGCGGCGUCCGUUGUAGCCGGUGCGCUCGCGUCCUCCGACACUUGCACGGUGGCUGCAUGGCUCUCAAGCUGGCUGCUCCCCUCUCCGGAUGACGGCCGCUGCUCAAAAGCGAUGGAUGGGAGACCGCCAUGCCAUCGUGGGUACGCGCCGGCUGCUGCACAUGCGAUGCGAGCUCAUCUUGGUGCUUGCUGUGCGGCGGUGAAGGGGAAUGCUGA
This is a messenger RNA of Leishmania braziliensis MHOM/BR/75/M2904, 8924 nucleotides long. RefSeq lists its product as hypothetical. Gene Ontology annotation, biological process: mitotic G2 DNA damage checkpoint signaling; DNA replication initiation; mitotic DNA replication checkpoint signaling. NCBI's taxonomy places the organism in Eukaryota, Euglenozoa, Kinetoplastea, Trypanosomatida, Trypanosomatidae. The annotation marks the transcript as partial. The record is from RefSeq and is a predicted model, not a curated record. The transcript has a single exon.